Penicillium argentinense is the source of this 672-nucleotide messenger RNA. Its product is annotated as ankyrin repeat domain-containing protein. The transcript has a single exon. Gene Ontology annotation, molecular function: protein binding. The coding region runs from base 1 to 672 and encodes 223 amino acids. The record is from RefSeq and is a predicted model, not a curated record. Lineage: Eukaryota; Fungi; Ascomycota; Eurotiomycetes; Eurotiales; Aspergillaceae.
AUGGCCGAUGACUCCGACGACCACCGCUGCAGCCUUGGUCACUUGCCUAAGGAAAUCGUCCUCCAGAUCGCCGGCUAUCUCGACCUCCCGGCCCUCAAUGCCUUCGCCCAACUGAACCACUCCACCCUCGCCCUUCUCACCUCAUCGCUCUUCAAGCUCGACGCAAAGCUCUUCUCUCAGGCUCUCUGCUGGGCCGCCAUCCACAACAACCUCACCACCGCCUCGAAAUCCAUCGCCGCCGGCGCCGACGUCACCACCGUCACUGACCAAGAUGAUCUCAUCAAAGGAUGCACCCCUCUGAUGCUGGCCGCCUACCACGGCAGCCUCACAGUCCUCACGCUCCUCCUCGCCCAAUUCGACACAAACCCCAAUUCGCGCGAUCGAAAGUACAUCCGGCCCCCAAUCACCUGGGCCGUAAAACACGGCCACGCCGGCGUCGCCCGUGCCCUCCUCAAAGACGAACGCACCGAUCCCAACCUCCAGGAUAAAUUCGGCGACACAGCCCUCAUGACCGCCGUGACAUUACGGCCCGAUAUGAUCCCCGUCCUCCUAAGCGGGAACCGCGUGGAUCCCCGCGUAUCCAAUACCCAAGGUGCAACAGCCCUCUCCCGCGCAUCCCAAAAGGCAUUGAAGUCGACCUCAUCCUCGCCUCCCAUUUACGAUUUAUCUUGA